UUUAUGCAAGAUCUCUCUUUUCUUUUAUAGCUAUCUCCCAAUGUGUUGAUAUCUUUCUGGCAAGGAAGUAUCCAGCACUGGAGCUGGAAUAUAGGUCCUGUUUAAAGCCUUGGUAUCAUGUGAUUAUGUUACAGCAAAAAAAAGCAUCUGAUCAAGUAGCUCCUGAUUGAAAAGACAGGCUGUGACAGCCCGAUCUGAAUGCACCUUCAUUUCAAAAAUAACUUUCGGGUAUCUGCAAGUCAGCUGGAAUAAUGGCUGGGAGAAGUGGGGAAGGCAGCGCGGCUCCGAGCGGGGUCAGGGAGCUUCGUGUGGUUCCUAUCUCGGGCUGCUGAGUGGUGUUUUGCUUUGCACAUCUCAUCUGCCUUCAGCUUCCACCUCCCCACAGCUGGAUGAAUUUCUUUGCUCGAGGUCUCAUUGCCACAAGCUGUUUUUCAAAGCUGCUUUUUCUGGCCAGCCCUGCACAGCUUUGCCUGCUUGUCUCCUUCCUCUCCUGCUGCCAGCACGCUCAGGUUUUGGGGUUGGUCCCCACGAAGCUGCAGUGCUGGGGGGUGUUUGCCUAGUUUAGGGCAACCACAUUAACCCUGUUGGGGUCCAGCAGCUCCUGCCCAGCAGCUCAGUGCUCAGAGGGACCAGCACCUGCUCUUUACCACCUCUCAGCACAGGAUCUGGACCUCAAGUGGCACUGUGGGACCAGCCAUGACUGGAAGAGGUGUUCCAAGGAGGAGCUGCUGAAGCUGGUGGAAAACCUCGUGUCUCCAAGUACCCUCAAAGUACACAGGCUGAGCAGCCAAAGCACUCAUAGGUCCCCAAAGUGAAAGAAAAAUUCUGAGAUGCAGAAAGUCUUAUUUGCUGCCGCAAAUGGGAAUCUGGAAUAACUAUGAAAAACACACUGAAAUAAUUGUGUUUGACUGGAACAAAAUUCUUGCAAAGUCCCCAAGGAUGAGAUUCUGUGCCAAAUCAAUGCUUCUCUCUGAGUGGCUCUUUCUGGUCUAUGUGUUAAUGGUCUGCUGUAAAUUGUUGUCCGCCUCUAGCCACCAUCCCCGGGGGCACACAGGCCAGCACCAGGUCAAGCAGGGGACAUGUGAGGUUGUGGCCGUGCACCGUUGCUGCAAUAAGAACCGGAUCGAGGAGCGAUCCCAGACAGUGAAGUGUUCCUGCUUCCCGGGGCAGGUGGCUGGGACAACACGGGCCCAGCCCUCGUGUGUGGAAGCUUCCAUUGUCCUACAGAAGUGGUGGUGUCAUAUGAACCCCUGUUUGGAUGGAGAGGACUGUAAAGUACUACCAGACUAUUCAGGUAACACGGUAGCAAAGACUAAACCUGUGGGUCACUACCAGAACUAUGGCACAUGGAGCUGUUCCUUGGCUGUUGCACAGAGACCCUUUUUGUCAUGAUGUUCCUGACUUUAUUCUUUGAACUUGAAAAAUGAGUCAGCAAAAAGGACAGUGCUUCUCCCUGCAACUGUGGCUGCAGUUCCUAAACCUGGAUUUUACUACAGAGUGGUACAUUAUAAUUUCACAAGAAGAAAAUAAAGGAUAUUUGGUUCUACCUGACAUGCAUCUUGAAUUCCCAAAGAUCUGAGACCUAACUGGAAUUAAUGGAAGCACACACCUGAACUUCUGUGGUGCAUCAAGGACACUUCUUAAUGACACUAAGAUAUGUAAAAUUGUUCCAAAUGAGUUUAGGUCAUGAAUGUAACCUAGGGGGGCAUAGAAAGAAAAUGCUGAUGUUAGAACUGGUACAGAUGAUCUUAAAGGUCUUUUCAACCUAAAUGAUUCUAUGGAUUUAUCUGAGGCAUUUCUCACAUGCAGUACAACAUAAAAAUACAAAUCUGAUCCCAAUGCUAAGUCAGUUGAUGGGACCAUGUUAAUAAAUUAUGUCAGUGUAUUUUCAACUGUAAUUUAGUAACUGUCAAGGUUGUAUGAAGGUGAAAAGAUGGAACUUGCAGAAUCAGUAGCAAUUAUUGUAGGGUAUACUUUGGUUAUAGCUGUGAAAUUAGAUUUAUUUCCUUAGAUAGUUCUAGGUAGUUUAACUUUUACAUUCAUAAGUGGUGGCAGGAAAGCAUGAGGAAGAGAUAAAAUUUGAAAGCAGGCAUAGUUUUUCUUGUCCUAAAAUAAAUCUGUUCUCUAGGGGAAUAGCAAAGUAUACAUAUUCCUUGCCUCUUUGAAUCUAGAUAUGGAAAAGAAUUUAGCCAUUAGCUAGAAAUAUUCAUUCAGAUGCCUCAAAAAAAAAAGGAAAGCAGGCUUGUGCUGCAUAAGGAAGGCUUACUGUAAGGGGAGUAAUUUGUUUGGAUUUUCAUAGAUUUGGUUAUAUCCUAAUAGGUAACAUGCUUAAAAUUCAUAAGUAAAACUCUAGAUAAAAGUGAAUCUUCAGUUUCAAUUAGUUCUUGUUUAGAAUGAUUAUAAUAACUAAAUGUCCAGUUCCUUGACAGACUGAAUUUCCAAGUGGUUACGUUUCAAGACAGAUAAUUGUUCCCUAUUAUUGUAGAUGCAUUUCAUGCUGUUUUCCUUAUUUGCCUGUUACAGUUUUUUGUCAUGAGUCUUCAUAAAUAGAACAGUGAGUAGAGGUGAAGCUGUAGCCAGUCUGUUCCCUGUGACAUCAUUUUGUGCAUUGCAACAGCCCAAAAUGCAGUGAUGCAGAUGGCUCUUGUGCAGAUGAACUGCUGGUGACCCAGCAACUGAAUUUGUUGUUAUGCUUUAUGUAAAUAUUAGGGUAACAAUACACAUCUAAUUUUUAUAUAGACAUAAAAGCAAAAAAAAAAAAAAGGUGUGUUGUACUAAUGUAGGUCAUUGUGCAUAAGUUUUCUGGUGUAUGGCAAAGGUCCCAUCAGCAGUGGGAAGCUGUUCAGGGUAAUAAUUGUUAACUUCUGAUUGCUGGAGUGAGUGGGAGCAUCCAACCAGUUAAUUCCACUGGAGUCAGUGGUGCGUCAGCCAGAUCUGGCCCUGUGUUUUUUGGUUUUGAUUUCUCUGGUUUAGUUCUCUUUCAAUUAUGUAUUUGAUUACAGCUGGGAUCAUAGUGGUCAUUGUACUCGGUGAUAAGCGAAAAAGAGAUUUUCUGCUCUGUGCUUGGACAGCUGAACAGUUUAUUGACUCUGCUUGCCCUGAUGAGCUCUACAUUCCUAAUAUUUUUCCAUUGUUUUGAUUUUCUGAUUAAAUUUUAAAGUUACCUUUACUA
Messenger RNA from Pseudopipra pipra, 3172 nucleotides. It is a transcript of the gene TAFA4, whose product is annotated as TAFA chemokine like family member 4. Lineage: Eukaryota; Metazoa; Chordata; Aves; Passeriformes; Pipridae. The record is from RefSeq and is a predicted model, not a curated record. Gene Ontology annotation, molecular function: receptor ligand activity. Bases 859 to 1392 code for a protein of 177 amino acids. The transcript is spliced from 6 exons.